Messenger RNA from Pseudogymnoascus verrucosus, 327 nucleotides. RefSeq lists its product as uncharacterized. Bases 1 to 327 code for a protein of 108 amino acids. The transcript has 2 exons. NCBI's taxonomy places the organism in Eukaryota, Fungi, Ascomycota, Leotiomycetes, Thelebolales, Thelebolaceae. The record is from RefSeq and is a predicted model, not a curated record.
AUGUCUACCGCCAAGCCCAUACGCCGCGUCACCCUCUUCAAGAUCCCCACGGAAGAGGGUCAAGAGCAGCUCCUUGCGAAAUACCGCGACAUGCCUCAAAAAGCACUCAAGGACGGCGCACCAUACAUCCUCGACAUCCAAGCCGGCAAGACGUUCCCCGACCAGCGGGCUCAGGGCUUCACUCUGGUCGCUUCAACGGUCUUCAAGAACAAGGAGGAUAUGUUGUUCUACGACAAUGAGUGCGCAGGGCACGCGGAUCUCAAGAAGGUGGCUAUGGCUGUACACCAGGGCGUCAUGAUGGUGUAUUUCGAGAGCAUCUUUGAUUAG